UCAUAUUUUAUAAAUCCAGCUGUAGAGAUUUUUUUUCCACAUUACAGGAGCUGUGGGAAGCUGGGUUUGCAUUGGGUGGAGGAAAAUCACGUGCUGCACAGUCACAUGGUCAGGGAGGAAAAAGGGGGUCCUUUUUGGUGUAAAUCUGGACUCUAAUUCUGUAAUAUAUCACGGUACCUCGUAAAACCGACACUAAAACGUCCCGGCCUACAAAUCAUCCGGCCGAAUUAUGAGUUCAUUGUAUUAUGCGAAUGCUUUAUUCUCUAAAUAUCAAACUGCAAGUUCUGUUUUCCCAUCCGGGGUUUUCCCAGAGCAAACUUCAUGCGCCUUUGCAUCCAACACUCAGCGCUCUGGCUAUGGGUCCAGCUCCAGCUCUUCCUUCCCGGGGUCAAUGCCUGGGAUGUACAGCAAUGGGACCACCCUGCACCCCCAGAGCCCAGCCAUAUAUCCCUCCAGCUAUGGGCUGGACCCUGCCUCCUUCAACAUGCACUGCUCUCCCUUUGAUCAAAACCUCUCCCUAAUGUGCCCCAGUGACUCUUCCAAGCAGACCUGCACCAAGGCUGAGCAGAGGGACCUGGAUCUGCAGAAUGAGAGCAACUACAGAAUUUACCCCUGGAUGAGGAGCACAGGAACAGACCGGAAAAGGGGUCGUCAGACCUACACCAGGUAUCAGACGCUAGAACUGGAGAAAGAGUUCCAUUAUAACCGAUAUCUGACCCGUAGGAGGAGAAUUGAGAUCGCCCAUGCUCUGUGUCUGACCGAAAGACAGAUAAAAAUCUGGUUCCAGAACCGAAGAAUGAAAUGGAAAAAGGAAAAUAAAACCCCCAGUCCUUCAUCAAAUAGCCAGGAAAAGCAGGAGACUGAAGAAGAAGAGGAGGAGUGAACACACCCCAAAGACUGAUGAACCCCAAGAUCCACUGGCACUCCUGGAUCCUGCCAUAAUACUACCUACAUCCCUUUUCUACUUUAGGGUUAGCUACCUACCCCACGUGGUGAUCCAGUAGGACCAUUUCUAUGUGACAUUUCAUUUAGCAAUGUAUUUGAAGAUCCUUAAACUUUCUGGACUCCAAUAUGUGAGAGAUUGUGACCCAAUACCGUAUCUGUGUUUGUUCGAUGUGAAGGGGAUGGCAAUAUAUCCCUGUAGGAUUGUACUGUUCAUAUUAAAUGUGUUGUGCGGUUUUUAUUAUUCAUUGCCUAUCGUGACAAUGUAAAAAAAAAAAAUUACAAAAAAAAAAAACAUGGAUAUUUUACAUUUUCCUCUCCCCUUGAUUCCCCUUACGACGGACGUGUAAUAUUAAUGUGCAAAUAAAACUGUGGUGUAAAGUUAAUUUUAAUAUAAUUUAAUCAUAGUCUGUAUUUUCAUUUAUUGAAAGUGCGCUCUUCUUGUA
This is a messenger RNA of Pelobates fuscus (common spadefoot toad), 1388 nucleotides long. RefSeq names its product homeobox B7 (gene HOXB7). The transcript has 2 exons. The record is from RefSeq and is a predicted model, not a curated record. The coding region runs from base 230 to 883 and encodes 217 amino acids. Gene Ontology annotation, cellular component: nucleus. Gene Ontology annotation, molecular function: RNA polymerase II transcription regulatory region sequence-specific DNA binding; DNA-binding transcription factor activity, RNA polymerase II-specific. Gene Ontology annotation, biological process: regulation of transcription by RNA polymerase II. Lineage: Eukaryota; Metazoa; Chordata; Amphibia; Anura; Pelobatidae.